AUGAGAACCCAAGUCUCCAAUCUUUCAUCUAUGUACAUUGAUGACUAUAAAAUGUCUAACAAAGAGGCUAACCAGGGAGUGAGUGAGGAAUUAGCUGGUCAAGAAGUAGAAGAGGAUAAGGCCUACACAUUCAGAGAGCUUAUGCACUUCAGAUUCCAAAAGAGAUGGCUGCAAGCCGCCGCCGGCCCCUCCCUCGCCGCCGCCACCAGCUCCAUUGUUGGCGGCGGCCGGCGGGCGCUUCCCGCCGCGCUAGGCCCGGGCGGCGGGGCCGCGUGUGCGCGGCGGGGAGAACGGGCCGCCGCCGCGCCCCCUCCCCCGCCGCGGGGUCGAGGAAGAAGCCCGGCGGGGCGCGCGCCGGCCGCCGCCUCUUCCCCGGCCCUGCAGCUCGGGCUCCGAUUCCUCUCGUCGCUCCAUUUUGUCUCCCCGGCCGCGCACGGUCGCCUCAUGGAAGGCCGCAUUCAUGGCCCUUUGUAUCCCGCGCGCCCAGUUUCCUGGGCUCCUGCUCGAGAAGCUGAAUAUGGUGGGCAUGAUCAGAUAGAUUUGUAUGAUGAUGUCAUCUCUCCAUCUGCAAAUAAUGGAGAUGCCCCAGAAGACCGUGAUUACAUGGAUACUCUCCCACCAACUGUUGGUGAUGAUGUGGGUAAAGGAGCAGCACCAAAUGUUGUCUAUACGUAUACUGGAAAGAGAAUUGCAUUGUAUAUCGGAAAUCUGACAUGGUGGACAACAGAUGAAGACUUAACUGAAGCAGUUCAUUCUUUGGGAGUAAAUGAUAUUUUGGAGAUAAAAUUUUUUGAAAAUCGGGCAAAUGGCCAGUCAAAAGGGUUUGCCCUUGUUGGUGUUGGAUCUGAAGCAUCCUCAAAAAAGUUAAUGGAUCUGUUGCCUAAAAGAGAACUUCAUGGUCAGAAUCCUGUUGUAACUCCAUGCAAUAAACAGUUCCUGAGUCAAUUUGAAAUGCAGUCCAGGAAAACUACACAAUCAGGACAAAUGUCUGGGGAAGGUAAAGCUGGUCCUCCAGGAGGCAGUUCACGUGCAGCAUUUCCACAAGGUGGUAGAGGACGGGGCCGUUUUCCAGGGGCUGUUCCCGGUGGGGACAGAUUUCCUGGACCAACAGGACCAGGAGGGCCACCCCCACCUUUUCCAGCUGGACAGACUCCACCACGUCCACCCUUAGGUCCUCCAGGCCCACCUGGUCCACCAGGUCCUCCACCUCCUGGUCAGGUUCUGCCUCCUCCUCUAGCUGGGCCUCCUAAUCGAGGAGAUCGCCCACCACCACCAGUUCUUUUUCCUGGACAACCUUUUGGGCAGCCUCCAUUGGGUCCGCUUCCUCCUGGCCCUCCACCUCCAGUUCCGGGCUACGGCCCCCCUCCUGGUCCACCACCUCCACAACAGGGACCACCUCCACCUCCAGGCCCCUUUCCACCUCGCCCACCUGGUCCUCUUGGGCCACCCCUUACUCUUGCUCCUCCUCCGCAUCUUCCUGGACCACCUCCAGGUGCCCCACCACCAGCUCCACAUGUGAACCCGGCUUUCUUUCCUCCACCGACUAACAGCGGCAUGCCUACAUCAGAUAGCCGGGGUCCACCACCAACAGAUCCAUAUGGCCGACCUCCACCGUAUGAUAGGGGUGACUAUGGGCCUCCUGGCAGGGAAAUGGAUACUGCAAGAACGCCAUUGAGUGAAGCUGAGUUUGAAGAAAUCAUGAAUAGAAAUAGGGCAAUCUCAAGCAGUGCUAUUUCAAGAGCUGUGUCUGAUGCCAGUGCUGGUGAUUAUGGGAGUGCUAUUGAGACAUUGGUAACUGCAAUUUCUUUAAUUAAACAAUCCAAAGUAUCUGCUGAUGAUCGCUGCAAAGUUCUUAUUAGCUCUUUGCAAGAUUGCCUUCAUGGAAUUGAAUCCAAGUCUUAUGGUUCUGGAUCAAGACGUGAACGAUCAAGAGAGAGGGACCAUAGUAGAUCACGAGAAAAGAGUCGGCGUCAUAAAUCCCGUAGUAGAGAUCGUCAUGAUGAUUAUUAUAGAGAGAGAAGCAGAGAACGAGAGAGACACCGGGACCGGGACCGAGACCGGGACCGAGAACGUGACCGAGAACGGGAGUAUCGUCAUCGUUAG
Puma concolor (puma) is the source of this 2103-nucleotide messenger RNA. The record is from RefSeq and is a predicted model, not a curated record. NCBI's taxonomy places the organism in Eukaryota, Metazoa, Chordata, Mammalia, Carnivora, Felidae.